This is a messenger RNA of Cajanus cajan (pigeon pea), 1879 nucleotides long. The record is from RefSeq and is a predicted model, not a curated record. NCBI's taxonomy places the organism in Eukaryota, Viridiplantae, Streptophyta, Magnoliopsida, Fabales, Fabaceae.
CCCUUCUUGGAAGCUUGUAAGAAAAAAAGCACAGGAUAUCCAGAAACUCAAUAAUGCACCCCACCUAUUGUCUCGUGGGGGUUAUGAGCUACUUGUGAGAAAUUAUAUGAAAAGAGAACUUAAACGACUUAAGGAGGUAGCAAUACAAUCUGGUGCUAGUGAGGAUGUAGACAUUGAUCCUCCACCUCCUCCUCCACGCCAUAGGUUGUGGAACAUGGCUCGCACAAAAAACUCUGGAGAGAUGACUUCUGAGUCUGCUAGUCAAAUUGCACAAAAAAUUAAUGUGUUGGAGGAGCAAGAAUCACAAGGUUCAUUUAUUCCUGAAGGCCGUCAGGAUAUAUUAAAUACUGCCCUUGGACGACCAGAGCAUCCUGGUCGUGUUCGUACAGCUAGGGUUGGUGUUAAUAUUGGUAAUUACUUUGGACCAUUAUCACAGGGGUCAUCCUUAUCUAGAUUGAGCCCACAGGAUCUUGAAGCUCUCAUACAACAAAUAUAUGUACGGGUCACAAAAGCUUUUAUGGAAAAGUACCCAAAUAUGAGUACUGCACAGUCACAGGAUGUUCCUCCAGUUGAGGUAGAUCAUGCUAUCGUGGCCUGUGUUAGCACUAAAGGCAGUUGCCAAACUCCUUCAACUGCUACUGUUCCUGGUAAUCCCUUUGGACAUGAGGUUCAUGUUGAUAUCUCCAAUAAGUGUGAGUUAUGCAUUGAGGGGAUUCCUCCGCUUGUAGUGGCCAUUGGUAGAGUUUGUGAGGGGAGUUCAACUAUACACAACGUGCCUUUGACAAAUGAUUUUGUCAAGGUGGUCAUUGAGGAAGUUCAAGAUUCUAAUGCUCGAGUUCCCAUACCUACUUCAGAGGUUCAGCUGGUUGGGCAGGCCUUAAAAACUUUCAUUGCAUGGCCGAGACAUCUUGUCAGACCUAUUUCAACCACGGAUAUUCAUCGAGCAAAUAAACGAGUUCCAUCUAUUGAUAGGUUAAAACCCAAUGGUGAUCCUAUCACUGGGUUACGUGAGGCAUCAAAGUCCUUACUUUAUGGACAACCAUUUCAGGUGAUAUGUCCUGCAAGUCUAUUUGGGAUCAGCGAUGAUGAUUUUACGUUGUAUAUUUCAUUUCAAGAUAUAUAUGAAUUAUUACAACGUGAAGCAAUGCUUAACAUCUCAAUUAUACAAUUAUGGAUGUUAUAUUUGAAUCGUAAAAUUGAAGAACUCAAUCAUGGUGACUUGUAUGGAUUUCUUGAGCCCCAGUCAAUUCAAAAAUCCGGGAAUAAAAAAGCGGAGUCUCAAAAUUAUAUCAUUGAAAGGUUACAAAAUUCACCCAAACAAAUUUACUUUGCUCCUUACGUUGAUCAAAAUCAUUGGCAGUUAUUGGUUCUCUGUCCUGCAAAGAAUGUUGCUGUUUGGUUUUGUUCUUUCUAUCAUAAGCCAAAUGUUCAAAUAAAAAAUUUAAUUAAAAGUGUUAUGGUUGUCUAUAAUGUCAUGGGGGGUAGAUCUACAGCACAACCAAAGAACCUAGAUUGGAUUUAUCCCAUGAGUAAUCAACAACAAGGAGGUUACGAAUGUGGAUAUUAUGUGAUGAAUUGGAUGUUAGACAUAAUUGAAGGCGAAGUAACAAAUGAUUGGAUUGAGCUUUUUGAUGAUGUUGCACCAUUGCCGGAAACCAAAUUGGAAGACAUUCGAAGUCAAUGGGCAACUAAACCUGCCCAUUUUCAGAGCAACAAAAAAAUGGUGUUGAUUGUGCAUCGUGUAUAUCCUCCUAUACUCAAGUGGAUACUCUUAAUUGCUCUACGCAGCCUUUCAUCAUUACUAUCAUAUUUCAUCUUUUUCAAUGCUCGAGAAUGCAUGUAUAUUUUCAUUAAGUUGAGUACGUUUACAUUAUCAUGA